Peronospora belbahrii is the source of this 486-nucleotide messenger RNA. Lineage: Eukaryota; Oomycota; Peronosporomycetes; Peronosporales; Peronosporaceae. The record is from the annotation of a GenBank genome assembly.
AUGUUUGCACUCUCUCGAUUUACGUGUGGCUCACCCGCGGCCUCUUUACUCCCACUAGCACGCUAUAUCUCGUACAUUGCUCUUCCUCGUGUAUCAGCUGACAAAAGCUACCGCUUCGGGCUCAAGUUGGACGAAUUAAAGGCGCAGGAUGAGGACGAGGAGGCAGCGCUUGCGCAGCUUAAGGCUGUACUGAGUCUGCGCAAUGCGUCACAGCAAGAGCUGAAUAAGGCACAAGUAGCCACAGCCAUCGAGACAUUUCAGCGUUUUCCGGGUGAUACAGGAUCAAGUGAAGUUCAAAUUGCCGUGCUUACGCAGAAGAUUCUACACAGCACGGCACACGCGCAGAACCACAAGAAAGAUCACCAUUCACGACGAGGUCUAAUUGCUAUGGUGGAGAAGCGGCGAAAGCUUCUUAAAUAUUUGCGCCGCAAGGAUCUGCACAAGUACCGUAAUGUGGUAGCAGCGCUGGGUCUUCGCUUCACGUAA